This is a messenger RNA of Cercospora beticola, 1421 nucleotides long. RefSeq lists its product as uncharacterized. Gene Ontology annotation, molecular function: FAD binding. The record is from RefSeq and is a predicted model, not a curated record. Lineage: Eukaryota; Fungi; Ascomycota; Dothideomycetes; Mycosphaerellales; Mycosphaerellaceae.
CACGAAACACUGAAAUAGCAGAUUGGAGGAAGUCUAGGCGGUCUCUUUGCAGGCGUGGCAUUGAAAAGUCAUGGCUACAACACUACCAUCCUUGAGAGAACACCACAAUACCUUCUGGAUAACCAAGGCGCUGGAAUAGUGGCUGGAGGCGACACAAUCGAAUUUUUCAAGCGUUAUGACCGCACCGGCAAGCCUGUUGCUGUUCCUUCAUUCAAACGAAUUUACCUCAACCAGCAGGGAGAAAUCAUUUACGAAAAUGAACAGCGCCAGAACAUGACGAGUUGGGACCUCGCAUACUACCUACUUCGGGCGAACUACGAUCGUGUUGACUCGGAUUACCUCAAAGGUCACCAUUUGUCCGAGGUGCGCGAUACAGAUGGCAAGAUCAAUUAUCGCUACGGCUGUACAGUGACCGGUGUUCAAGACGAAGGCGAGCAUGUACGGGUGAGACUCACGAGAAGAAAUGAAGAUGGCACCGAGGCCGAAGAGGAACUCACCACCAAAUUCGUUAUUGCCGCCGACGGACCCAGCUCUACCGUAAGAAAGAUGCUCUAUCCUGACAUUGAAAGGAAGUAUACUGGAUAUGUCGUGGUUCGAGGCACCCUUCCCGAGACAGAAGCCUCCCAGGCGGCGCUAGAUGUCUUUCGGGAGCGCUUCUGCUUUUAUCACACGGAAGGUAUACAGAACUUGACAUAUACCAUUGCGGGCGAGAACGGCAACACAGAGCCAGGACAUCGCCUUUUGAACUUCGUGUGGUACACCAACUUUCCCGAGGGCGGGCCGGAACUUGAAAAGGUUCUGACAGACAAGGACGGUCGACGGCGACACAUCACAAUACCUCCCGGGAUGAUCGACGAAAAAGCCUGGGAGAUGAUCAAGUCAAGAGCUCGCGAUCGUCUUCCACCUCAAAUGGCAGAGAUGGCGGAAAAGUCCAAAGCACCAUUCGUGCAAUGCAUCACAGAUGUAGCCUCUCCGAAGCCCCUGCACAUGGGAGACAAGGUGUGCUUUGUAGGAGAUGCAUUGUUUGGCUUCCGACCUCACACAGUGGCGUCGACUUCCCAAGCCGCCUUCAAUGUAAUGACGUUGGUCGACUGGCUAGACGGCAAGAUUGAUCGGAAGCAAUUUGUACAACGGGUCAUGGAAUAUGGCCGACUGAUCCAAAGUCGUGGUAUUCAGAUCGGCGACAGGUCACAAUUUGAGACGCUUCCGGUUGAGGAGUACAUCAAAGAUCGCAACAUGAUGAGCACGCCGCGUAAGGACUUGGAUUUCCCAGAGUGGACGAGAGAAGGCAUUGAGACAAUGUAGCCCCGCUAUACAGCUGUUCAACAAUUGGAGCUUCUCACCGCAAUACAACAUCUCAGCUUCGCCUUCCACGCAGACAGUCUUCCGCCGGGCAGCAAAGUCGAAACCGUGACCAACAC